GACAGUAUGAGACACUUUAAAGAGACUGACCUAGAUAUUGUAAUGAAAUUAUUGACAAUCCCCUCAGUCCUCAGGAUUUAGAUAGAUCUAUCGGUAAAACUUUUUCUACAUCAAAACAGGAUUAUUAUACGAUAUAGUCAGUGAGUUGAUAGAUCUAGACCAAAACCAAAAAUGUACUUAUGGCAAAGAUACACAAAUAAUAUGUAUAUAUAUUUGUUCUGACAUAAAAAAAUAAACUGAACUGCAGUUGAGAUUAUAUCUCUCCAUGAACGUAUUCUAGAGCAACAACACAAGUAGCUUCAAUGGCUCCCGGGCUUUCACUUGUGACUAAGAGGAUUCUCUCUGCCCUUUUCUAUGGGUUGUCUUCCAUGCUUAUUGUUAUUGUCAACAAACUUGUCCUCACUUCCUAUGGUUUUCCAUCAUUCCAAGUUCUUGGACUUGGACAGGUUGUGUCUGGGAUUGUUGUGUUAUAUUUAGCUAAAUUGUUCAGAUUGAUCAGCUUUCCAGAUUUAUCUGUGGACACAGUUUGGAAAGUCUGGCCUUUGCCUCUGAUAUACAUCUCAAAUUUAAUAUUUGGCCUUGGUGGAACUAAAAAGUUAAGUCUUCCAAUGUUUACAGUUUUACGCAGAUUUUCUAUUUUAUUUACAAUGAUAGCAGAGUAUUAUAUAUUGAGUGUCAGGGCCAGUCGUUUUGUACAGUUUACUGUAUACCUCAUGAUCCUAGGAGCUAUGAUAGCUGCAAGUGAUGAUUUGUCCUUUGAUUUGAGUGGUUAUACAUUUAUUUUGCUGAAUGAUCUGACCACUGCUGCCAAUGGUGUUUACACAAAACAAAAGUUGGAAGCCAAGUCACUUGGGAAGUAUGGUCUUUUGUAUUAUAAUUCUCUCAUAAUGGUUCUUCCAAUAUUUGUACUAACUGUAAGUUCUGGAGAACUGGCUCAGGCUAUGAUGUUCAAAGACUGGUUAGAUCCCGUGUUUCUAAUACAGUUUCUUUUAUCCUGCUUUAUGGGAUUUGUGUUAAAUUACUCCAUCAUUCUGUGCACAUUGUACAACUCUGCUCUCACUACUACCAUUGUAGGUGUUUUAAAGAAUCUCCUAGUAACCUAUCUGGGAAUGUUUUUGGGGGGAGAUUAUGUUUACUCAGCAACAAACUUCAUUGGCAUCAACAUCAGUGUACUGGGCAGUAUUAUGUACACAUAUGUGACCUUUCGUCAACGCCCGACCUCGAGCCCUAUAACAAAUGUUGUGAAAGAAGAUACAGAGCUAGGCCAGCAUAGUGAGGUUACUUUUUAAAAAAAGCUCUUAUUCAGCAGGGAUCAGCCUGAUGGAAAAGAAAAAGAACUCAGCAAUGUAUCUAGUUCUGCUCCUACUGACCCAGGCCUGAUUCCACACAAUUUGAUAUCUCAGAGCUAAUGGGAAUUUUUCCAUUAACUAGAAACAAUCAGUGCCUCACUUGCAUAUAGUACAAUUAUUCUUUAUAUUUUAUAAUAUAUAUAUUUAUUGCACAUCCUUGUUUUGUAUACUAGUCAUGUCUUAAAGAUUGACUUAAAAAAGGUUGACUGCUAAAAAUAAAAAUUGGGGAACUACUAA
Biomphalaria glabrata is the source of this 1586-nucleotide messenger RNA. RefSeq names its product UDP-sugar transporter UST74c-like. The transcript is spliced from 15 exons. The coding region runs from base 303 to 1289 and encodes 328 amino acids. Lineage: Eukaryota; Metazoa; Mollusca; Gastropoda; Planorbidae. Gene Ontology annotation, molecular function: GDP-fucose transmembrane transporter activity; antiporter activity. Gene Ontology annotation, cellular component: Golgi apparatus. The record is from RefSeq and is a predicted model, not a curated record.